CCUCAUCAGCAGCAGAGUGGGCUGGCUUGCUGCUGCAUUUCUCUCUCAUCUCUCUUUCUCCCUCCCCUCUAUGCAUCUCUUUCUCCUAACUCACACCUCCAGCUGCAUCUGGAGCCUGCAGAGUGGUAAGCAGGACGGGGCUGGUGCUAGCAGGUAGCAUGUUUAGUGCCAGGCGAGAACAGCCAGAAAAAACAACUUGAGACAACGUCGCAAUUGCACAGAACCGAUAAAAGACAAAGGAACAAAAAACAGAGCUGGAACGAGAGGAGGAGACACCUAGAGAAAAGGAGAGAUGACAGACCAGCACUAAAAAGGAUGAGAGCCCUGACCAUGCCUGCCUACUCUGCCUCUCUGCUCCUCCUGCUGCUGUGUGGCCUACUGGGAGGUUGGGUGCUGUCCAUUUGCCCCUCUGUGUGCUCCUGCAGCCAGGGACACCGUGUGGUGGAUUGCUCCUCACGUGGCCUGACCAAACUACCGCCUGGUCUGCAGCACAACAUCCACUUUCUCAAUCUCUCUUUUAAUAGCUUGCAGCUUCUGGACAGCCAGCUCAGCCACUAUGCCCACCUCCGAACCCUGGACCUGUCCUACAACCGCCUGGAGAGCUUGCCCCCCUCCUUGCCGCGCUCUCUGUGGGAUAUCCGCGCGGCAGGAAACCAUCUACGUUCGCUGGAUAAAAACGACACAGCUUAUCACUGGAAUCUGAAAGUACUGGACUUGUCAGACAAUGAGCUGGAGAGAGUGGUUUUCAUUAACAACACACUGCCGAGUCUCCAAGCUCUCAACCUCAGUCACAACAGGUUUUGGACAGUGCCCACAAAUAUGCCACACAACUUGGAGAGUAUUGAUUUGUCACAUAAUUAUCUGACACAGAUCCUGCCUGGAUCAUUGGAUCGGCUACCAAGGCUAGCCCAGUUUUAUUUGCAUGCUAAUCGCUUCUCAUGGUUGUCUGAAGGAAUCUUUAAUAAGUUGAAGGUGCUGGAAGUGAUGACUCUUGGGGAUAACCCCUGGGCUUGUGAAGAAGAAGAAAACAUAACAAGGCUCCUGAGAUGGGCUGAGCAGACCCAUGCAACCGUCUUAGGCUGCCCCUGUUAUACAAGACCCAUCUGUGGGCAAACCCAUCUGGGUACACCAGGGAGGGAGAGACACUCUGCACUGUUCACAGAGCCACCACUUUGGGUUAAUAGCAGAGGUGAAGGGCAUGGUGGUCAAUCGCCUGCAAGAACAGUAGAGGUUACGUCUAGUUACCAGGCAAAAUCUGCACUUUUUGGAACAGGAACGUAUCAGGACAAAAGAGAAGUGAAUGAAACUGGGGAUUACAAAGUGCUUGUUCGGACAACUUCCACAGGUUUUGACAGUAUCUCGACACACACAAGCACAACAGCAAGCCCACUGUCUACAACAAGGAAGCCUAAAGUAGCUAACUCACGGAAUAACGUUCAGGGACUCCUCGUUGAGACCCAACAAACUGUCACCAUGACUAUUUUAGUCAUGAUGACAGCUUUCAUCACCUUCUGAACUACACUGACGGCAUAAAGAACACACUACUCACUGGAUUAUUUUGAACUGUGAAUAUAUGACCAAGUAACUCCAUUUCGCACUCUUAAUUUUAAUUUUCCUUGUAAAAACUGUUGUGACUAUUACUGCCUUCCACCAGUUUAUCAUCAAUUUAAAAGAGCUCAACAUGCACAAUAUGACUGUUCAAACCCUGUACACAACCAUGAACUGUAUAAACUUACAAGAUAGAAAAGUACUCAAAAUAUCUGAAUGAAUCAACAGAAGUGGUUAUGUCAAUGCUCAACUCUCACAUCCUGAUUCCACCAGACACAGGUCUAUGAAUCAUGUCUGCCAUGUAGUUUUGUUCUGUCCUAUGCAUUGCUUCAUCCCCUACUGGGAGCGUUCGAAUAGCAAAGAACUUUCACCAGCUGAUUUUGUUGAUAUGCUCAGAUUUCGUUGAUUUGAUCAAUUAAGAUUCUUGUGCUUCUACUAUGAGUGAGGAGGAUAACUAUUUAAUUAGUUAUUUUUUUGUCUAUUUUUACCAUUGAUUUAUUUUGAAAAUUUACCAGAUUAUCUAUGUUGUUCCUGUUCCUGACGUCCUGCCUGGCUCAAUCUGCUAUGUGCAGCCUCACACGGCUAGAUGAGGCACUUUUGGUGGAAUUACAAGCAUUGUCCAGCAGCCAUGCCCAGCUGUCAGUGUAAUGCUUCCAUACUGACAGAAUGAGACUCACAGAUUAUGCACCAUGCUUUCUUUCUAAUAGUAGAUAGAUGCUUGUGCUACAUUUGGUCCUACCAAGUCAGUCAAAACAGGAUUGACAAUAUGCAUUACAUAACAUUUCAUAGCCCAUAUUUGCACACCAGGCUACACGCUCUGUCAGCAAGUAGUGAGGAGCCAAUAAUGUCUACACAAAAUAGAAAAAAGUUGCUAAUAAAGGGCUAGUUAAAUGAAAGAAAUAAAAGGAAAAAUAGAA
Molecule: messenger RNA, 2465 nt
Organism: Larimichthys crocea (large yellow croaker)
Lineage: Eukaryota; Metazoa; Chordata; Actinopteri; Sciaenidae
Product: oligodendrocyte-myelin glycoprotein
Exons: 3
Coding region: 316-1515 (399 amino acids)
Biological process (GO): neuron projection regeneration
Molecular function (GO): protein binding
Source: RefSeq, a predicted model, not a curated record